Talaromyces stipitatus ATCC 10500 is the source of this 1675-nucleotide messenger RNA. Its product is annotated as argininosuccinate lyase. Gene Ontology annotation, cellular component: cytosol. Bases 68 to 1477 code for a protein of 469 amino acids. The transcript has 2 exons. The record is from RefSeq and is a predicted model, not a curated record. Gene Ontology annotation, molecular function: argininosuccinate lyase activity. NCBI's taxonomy places the organism in Eukaryota, Fungi, Ascomycota, Eurotiomycetes, Eurotiales, Trichocomaceae.
ACACACAAGGCGCAUUAAAUCGAGUGCGAAGAGACAAAAAAAAUAGUUCAAUUCGAAACCUAUUGCAAUGAGUUCUCAAAAGGCUGUUGCUGAGAAUAUGUUGUGGGGAGGACGAUUCACUGAGGGACUGGAUCCAUUGAUGGUGCAAUACAACGAAUCUCUCCCCUACGACCGCAUUUUCUGGAAACAGGAUAUUCUCGGCUCUCUGGCAUUCGCACGCGCAAAUAGCCGUGGAGGCAUCCUGACCGAGCACGAAUUCUCCGAGAUCGAACGCGGCUUUAAGCAGAUUGCCGAAGAAUGGAGCACGAACAGUUUUGUGGUCAAGGCAAACGACGAAGAUAUUCAUACCGCGAACGAGCGUCGAUUGGGUGAGAUUAUUGGCAAGGAUAUUGCUGGUAAAUUGCAUACGGGUCGUUCGCGCAACGAGCAGAUUGCGACCGAUAUGCGGUUGUGGUUGAGAGAUGAGCUUCGGAAAUUGGAUGCGUUCUUGUCGGACCUCAUCAAGGUCUCUAUAGCUCGCGCAGAGCAGGAUAUUGACUAUUUGAUGCCGGGAUAUACACACCUGCAGAAGGCACAGCCGGUGCGAUGGUCUCAUUGGCUGUUGUCGCAUGCUGUUGCGUUUGCGUCGGAGUUGGGUCGGUUACGCGAGGUUAUUAAGCGAGUCAACAAGUCGCCCUUGGGUACGGGUGCACUUGCUGGUAACCCAUUCCAAAUUGACCGUGAGGGUAUGGCAAAGGAGCUGGGCUUCGAUGGUAUCACUAUCAAUUCUAUGAACACCGUAGCAGACCGAGAUUUUGCCAUGGAGACAAUGCAAUGGGGAAGCUCGUUUAUGCUCAAGAUCUCCCGCUGGGCUGAAGAUCUUAUCAUCUACAGCAGUCUGGAAUUUGGCUUCGUCCGCCUCGCGGACGCAUACUCUACGGGCUCUUCGCUAAUGCCACAAAAGAAGAACGCAGACAGUCUUGAGCUUCUCCGUGGCAAAGCCGGACGAGCAUUCGGACAUGUGGCGGGUCUCAUGAUGACCAUCAAGGGACUACCGACUACCUAUAAUAAGGAUCUUCAGGAGAGCGUCGAGCCACUUCUCGACCACAUCAAGACCGUCGGCGACAGUAUCCAGAUCGCCACCGGUGUUCUUUCAACCUUGACUGUCAUCCCAGAAAAGAUGUUUGCCGCUUUGGCACCGGAGAUGCUCGCCACGGAGUUUGCAGACUAUCUUGUUCGCAAGGGCGUGCCGUUCAGAGAAGGCCAUCAUAUCUCAGGGCGUGUUGUUGCACUGGCUGAGAAGAACAAUGUUCCCAUGGACACUCUCACACUUGAGCAACUACAAGGAAUCGACAGCCGAUUUGGACCCGAUGUUCGCGAAUGCUUGGAUUAUGAGCGAGCUGUUGAAUUGAAAGAUGCGAUCGGUGGUACGAGCAAGCGCGCUGUCCGCGAACAGGUUGAAGCAUUGAAAGCUAUUAUUCGAGGUGAGAGUGCUUAGAAGUCUUCAGACUCUGAGGAAUAGAUGAUUUAGCCGUGUUUCAUACUGUUUCGGGAAGUUACUCUAAGGACCAUGUUUUCUAUCUAUUAUAGAUUAGAUGAUAUCGCAAUACAUCCAUUCCUAGUUGCGAUCGAGUUGGAUAUUAGUAGACUAUAGACUAUUUAUGCAUAUAGCUAAUCAAUCAAGGUUGCGGGUAAG